AUGGUUCCUCUGCGGGCCCGGAGGAGCUGGACGCGCUAUGUGGUUGAAGCCUUGGCACCGCAGGCUACCUACUUGCAAUUCCUCGAACAGCCGUCACUAACGCACUCACAGUCUCUCCGCAUAGCACCCCCAGCAAACUAUGCUACCCAGGCCUCCAACACAACCACCAGAAACCCCACCGCUCGUCCAUCAAAAGGCGCCCCAUCCGCUCCUGGUCUCCCCGACACCCUCCGCGACAAAAUCACCCUCCCAGCACCGGUGGGACCCCCCUCUAGCAACCAAACCGCCGUCCCCUCAUCGACACACCCCCUUGAAGCCCGCCUGCUCGCCUGGCGUCAGACUCAGGAUGCCAUGAAGAUGGAGACGCUCCGCCGCGCAUACGGGAUCGCGGAGCCUGUGCGGCGCGGCAUGGAGCUCAAGAUCGUGCGGGACGGUACUUUCCGGCCUGCUGUGUUGGGCGGAAACAAAGGUGGUAAUGUGCACGAGGACAUUCUGGUUCUUGGGGGACGGGAUACGGAGAUUGACUGGGAGGAUAUUUUCCAAGGAGACGAGUUCCGGGAACCACCUUCCUUCCAUGACGAGAUGGAGAAAAGACUCCGGGUGGAGUUCUGA
Messenger RNA from Aspergillus fumigatus Af293, 612 nucleotides. NCBI's taxonomy places the organism in Eukaryota, Fungi, Ascomycota, Eurotiomycetes, Eurotiales, Aspergillaceae. The record is from RefSeq and is a predicted model, not a curated record.